AAGCACCUUUAUGUAGGUCGGCCUACAAAAAGCAAAUGUCAAAAUCGGCAAUUGUUGAUUUAUUUUUAUCCAUUACUUUGCAUAAUGUUUUUAAUUACAUUUUUUUCAAUAAAUUUCUCCUGAGUUACGUGUAGAAAUGUGAAAAAUUUAAAGAAGAAAUUUGUUCACAAUUAUUGUAUUGUCAUUACUUUUGGAAUUGUUUAUAAAUUGAAUUUUGUAAAAACAAAAUAUGACAUCUGUGCCACCAAUAAAACCUCCUCGAGGAAUAAAACACUCAAAAGAGACGAGUGGACUGUUAAUAACAGUAAUUAGAGCAUUAUCAGCAAGUGAAACAAAUGAACAGAGAGAAGUUGAAAAAGCUAAACUUGAGAAAGAAUAUAAAAGAAGUGAUCAACGUUUGGAUGAAUUGGUUUCACUUCAUGAUCAAGAUCUCACUGAAGUUAUGAAGAUAUUUACUGCAUUAUCUGAAAAAGUAACUUUGGCAAGAGAAAAGAUACACGCUGUCAAAGAGAAUUUAAAUGCCUGUAAACAAUUAUUAGGAUGUAGAAGAGAUGAAUUAAUGAAAUUAUGGUUGGAAGGUGUUGAGCAUAAGCAUGUUUUACAACUUUUAAGUGACAUAGGUGAAUUAAGAGAAGUUCCUUCUCAAUUAAAUGUUUAUUUGGAGAAAAAACUUUAUUUACACGCAACGCAACUUCUUGUUUCUUCUUUAUCUAUGGGAGAAGGAGUACUAGAAGGCGUUGAAGCACUUCGUGAAGUGAAAACAGAAUUGGAACUUAAAAAACAAUUAUUAAAUUCUACUCUACUUGAAGAAUUGAGUAAGAAUUUGUAUUAUGAUUCAACUUUAGAAGCACCUUUGCAAAGACAAGGUUCAAAUAGAGAUUUUCAAAGGGGUAUAGAAUUGAGAAAUUCGAAAGGAAGUAAAAUUAAAAAAAGUUUUCUUGACGUAACAACUACGUUCCCAACAAAUAUCAGACGCUCUAGUAAUGUUAAUUUGGAAGAUUUAAAUAACGUAAUUGAAGAGGAAGAUUCCCUUGGCAAUGAGAAGAGUUCAGAACAUUUUCUUGCAAUUAUAAUCGAGUGCUUUGCAAUUUUAAACAAAAUUCCCGAAACAAUUGAGGUUAUUAAAUUACAAAUGAAAACCGAAUUAUUGGGUAUAGUGACGCGAACAACAAAAAAUAUAAUUGAAUCACACAAGAAUAAAACAUUAAUUAUUCCACAAAUAAAUAUUGAAAAUGAAAGUACAUGUAUUACUGAAUCACAAGGUCAAUCGUUACUUCGUGAAUUGUUACAAACUCUUUUUGAUCAAUGCAGACUUGUUGUCACUGCUCAUACAACGGCAUUGCGAAGUUUCUCUCAUGUUAAUAAAAAAUAUAAUCUACAAGUUCAAUUGUAUAGUAUAAAAGACGUUUGGAAUAAUAUUCAGGAAGUUUUUCAGAUAUUGUUAACUGAAUAUCUUGAUGUACAAAAUAUGGUUGAAGAUUCACUUCAAGCACCUAAUUCUAAUUCUUUGAAUGAACAAACAAUGGAUAUUAAUGGUUAUUUUGCUAAACGAAAACAAACAAGACAAAAAAGUGGUUCGUUAUUUAAAUUCGAAUCUUCCACACAUCCGGCAUUUAUGAACAGUUAUCUCAAAGAACACAGAUAUAGUAAUUUAACAUUAACUGAUAAUGUACAUUCUGUAGAUGAAAAAAAACUUGUGUGUGAACCAGAUCCUAAAAAUGUGACUCUUAUUUUUCGACCAAUGAUGCAUUUUAUAGAAGAAAUUGAACAGGCUUUGGGAAAUACACCAGGAAAUCCAUGUACGUUAAAUAGUUUUAUUGCUGAUUAUGUGAAAGAAAUGUAUUUGGCGAGGCAUCAUGUUCAAGUAGCAACGGCAAUUGAUGCGGCUAUUAGAAAUCCUAGUGCUUGGUCUGCAAUGACACCGCCUGAACAAAUGCGUAGUAUUGGAUUAACUCGACCCUUAUUGGAAAGUACAGUGAAAGUCGAACAGUGUGUUCAAGAAUUGCGAUCAUUAAUGAUUGCUCUGCCUUUACAAGGCGAACAUUUUUGCACUUUAACAUUAAACGUUUUGAAUAACUAUCGAGAAACAUGUCAAACUGCUUAUCGAGAUAUCGUUCAACCCGAUGGCGAAGAUAAACAAAUUUGUUCUGCAGCUUGGCUAAAGGACGAUGAUAUCAGUAGAUUUAUAAGAUCUUUGCCUAAUUGGGAGAGUUUAAAAAAUGAAAUGCAGUCGCGAUCUAUACCAAUUGGUAGAAGACCACGACGUCAAGAAACACAGGACGAGGAAAGCCCUGAGGAAGUUAGACAGCGUAAUUUACGAGAAGCUGAAAUAUUAGCGAGUAAUUUAGGAGAAGGUGGAAUUAAUGCACAUGAAAUUAUUUCUGAUAUAAAGCAAUUAAAGACAUUGGCACUUUUACAAGAGAGUAUUGAAUGGUUUUCACAAUCAACAAGAUCAUUUAUAUCGGAUUUAAGACGCUCACGUGCUGAAGUUGAACAUCAAACACUUGUACCUGAUAUUUCAGAAUCUCUCAUUGAAUCUUUGGAACAAGUGGCUAAUGAUUUUGAUGAACUUGCAAAUACCUGUAUUCUUCUCUUACAUUUGGAGGUAAGAGUCCAAUGUUUUCACUAUCUACAUCCGAGGGGAGAAUAUGAUCAUUUGUGUAGUAAAAUCAAAGAUCCAGAGGAAGCAGAUCCACGUGUUGAAGAUCUCAGCCGAGUAUUACAACAAAUUGACGAAGCUUUGCAGACAACGCUUCAUCCGAAAAAAACAAAAUAUGUUUUUGAGGGAUUGGGUCAUCUUAUAUCGAAAAUUUUGAUUACUUCCGCUCAAUAUAUUGGAAAAAUUGAUGACAGUGCAAUACAUCGAAUGUGUAGAAAUGUUUUUACUCUUCAACAAACAUUAACAAACAUUACAAUGACAAGAGAAUUGGCUCUUGAUUAUGCACGUCAAUAUUUUGAACUUUUUUAUGAAACACCUGAUGAAAUUAUUAAUACAGUUUUGGAACAUGGACCACGUUUCUCUGAAUUGGAAUAUAUGAAUGCUUUUCAGCUUAUUUCACGAAGUCGAGAAGAAUAUACAACGAUAAAUAAGUACCUUGAGAGACUUUCGGAAAUUCUUGGCGAAGUUGGAGUUACAGUUUGAUGUUAUAGAUUUCUUUGAAAUCAACUAAAGUUUAGCAAUGAAAUCAAUGAUUUUUAUUCACUGAAUGCCUUGUUAUAUUUUAAUUGAGAUUGGUAUUAAGGAAAUAUUAACUGAAUCAUUGUAAAUAGAUAAAAUAAAUUAAAAUUGUUUUACUAAUAUAA
Molecule: messenger RNA, 3303 nt
Organism: Leptopilina boulardi
Lineage: Eukaryota; Metazoa; Arthropoda; Insecta; Hymenoptera; Figitidae
Gene: Sec8
Product: exocyst complex component 4
Exons: 13
Coding region: 230-3142 (970 amino acids)
Biological process (GO): chemical synaptic transmission; exocytosis; Golgi to plasma membrane transport
Cellular component (GO): exocyst; synapse; growth cone membrane
Source: RefSeq, a predicted model, not a curated record